This is a messenger RNA of Aspergillus caelatus, 873 nucleotides long. RefSeq names its product hemerythrin HHE cation binding domain-containing protein. The transcript is spliced from 2 exons. The coding region runs from base 11 to 676 and encodes 221 amino acids. The record is from RefSeq and is a predicted model, not a curated record. NCBI's taxonomy places the organism in Eukaryota, Fungi, Ascomycota, Eurotiomycetes, Eurotiales, Aspergillaceae.
UGAUGAUAACAUGUAUUCCUCACGAUAUUUAUCCAAAGCACUCAGGUCCCCCACACAGUACAGUCUCACCAGAACUACUCUUCGAGCCGGACGAGGUUUCCGUACCACUGCCCCGGUAGCGACUCGCGUGUCCGAAUUGAUCAAGAACGAUCAUCGCGAACUAGAGGAUGCUUAUAAUCAAAUUUUGAGCGCUAAAACUAAUGAUGACAAGGAACGAUGGCAGAACCAAUUCACCUGGGAGCUCGCCCGGCAUUCCAUCGGGGAAGAGCUCGUGGUAUACCCGCGGAUGGAGAAAGUGCUCAACAAUGGCAAAACGAUGGCGGAUCAUGAUCGACAUGAACAUCAGAUAGUAAAGGAAGACCUCUACAAAUUCCAAGGACUUCAGCCCGAUGACCCCGAGUUCAUUCCCACCCUUAAAACUCUCUGGGCCAACUUAGCGCAGCACAUCAAGGAGGAAGAAACCCAAGAACUCCCGGCUCUCGAACAUGUUCUGAGUGAAUCCGACUCUGAUAGCAUGGCGCGCUCAUUCGGUCGCACUAAGAAGUUCGUUCCUACUCGUAGUCAUCCGGCAGCACCUGAUAAGCCCCCUUAUGAGACGGUUGCUGGGUUGAUGUCGGCACCGAUGGAUCGCUUAGGCGAUAUGCUGAGGAGGUUCCCCGAUGAAGCAAAAUCCUAAGGUUUCAGUUUUUUGGCCUUAAGCAUUGCGACUAUAGUGUAUCCAGUAUAUUUAUGAAGUCGUUCCAGUUUGCUUUAUUCGGAGUACAGGUAGCUGACAAUGGUCAAUUCAAGGAAUGUAUAAAUGACGUUAUUAACAGGUUGUUCGCAGGUUGGCAUUUAAGCAACCCUUUGUCGAAAAGGAUUCCAAUAAAACAG